This is a messenger RNA of Zootoca vivipara (common lizard), 3659 nucleotides long. Lineage: Eukaryota; Metazoa; Chordata; Lepidosauria; Squamata; Lacertidae. The record is from RefSeq and is a predicted model, not a curated record.
GAUUACAAAUGCUAUGUCUGUUGACCUAAAAUUAGUUCUGAUAACAAAGCUCUUUAUUUUACACAGUGGCCAAAAAGGUUUUUUUUAAAAAAAUAAAAGCUAUAAUUGUGAUGUAUUUCAGAUUUUUUAAAGUUCUGCUAAUCUUAAGUGAAGAGUUGGGGACCAUCCAGGACAGAUUCUGGGGGUGCAGGGAGAAGAGGAAGGGGAAGUUCUGUUAUGUCAAUGGAAAUCCAUUCUACUCGCACAUAGAUAGCAUUGGAAGCAACCCACGGCCUCUUAAAAAUAUGUUAAGUAAAAUUAAAUCAUACCCAAACACAAACAUGUGUGCUCUCAUCUGUUAACUGAAUUGAUGUAUUAGCCAUCAAAAAAUGAGUUAAAUGCUGCUCUUCUAUGUAAAAUAUGUAACAACCUUAGUAAAUACAAUGACACAAUAGGUCAUUUAGAAUUUACAAGCGAAUAUAAUAUCUGUUUACCCGAUCAACCAUCUUACAUGUCAGAUGUAUAUAGUAUUUGGCCAUUGCAAACAGAUGUGCUUUAAUUAUUACAUAAACUAUUAUGCACACCAGGUCAAAACGUUUAUGUGGCUAGAUUCAGACGGAGGUGAAUCCAUGGAAGGAAGAAGUCCUUCUGUGAAUUCAAGGGCCUAUGAUCCAGUGGGGGCAUCUACUCACAGGAAGGAGGUAAUUUUAACCAGUUCUGCCUCUCUUGUGAACCACCCACAUGUUUCAGAGGACCCCCAAGCCCUUGGGAGAAAGCCUUUGGUUUAAAAGAUAAGUGAGUGAAAACUGAUUCCCUCUCACCUUUCUUUAGCAGGGACUGAGAACUCUUCUCACAGGUGCUUUGAAUAAAACCUAUGUAAUUACAGGGCAAUGUCCCACUUGCGUGGGGGUUCUGUUCUGGGCAUGCAGCACUGCAGUGCAUCAGUGGGACACUGCAAGCCAGGAUUCCCCUGUUCUGCUCUCCCUGUUCACUUUUGACGUGUGUGUCAGCGGAAACAUGCACAAGUGGGGAGUUGCCUGUACAAUGUUCUGAAAUUAUUUAAAUCACCUUUGUGUGCUGAAAUAGAAGAGCAGUGAACAUAACUGAAAAUGUAAUAUUAGAAUUUCACUGUAAGCAUUGAAAUUAAGAUGAGAUAAGCCAUAAUAAUGAACAAACCAAAAUAAUUGUUUGGCUUUUUCAUGCCGCCUUCUCUCUUUUCCCAUACGGUAGUGCCAACCUGGACAAAACAGCUAGAUUUGGACUAGCCACAAGGCUGCAAGUUCAGUCAGUGAGCUUUGAUUCAGCGUUUUACUAUAAGAAUGGAUACAACAGGUACAACAGUAGUUCUACAGGACAGCUUGAAGAGUGGGGUUUUAUUUUUUGAGCCUACUGACAGCUUAUCAAAAGUGGCAUACAGAAGAGAUGAUGUGUGGUCUGAUGAACGAUAUGAUUAUGAUAGACUUCCACGAGAGCGGCUUCCUCCACGUCCUGAUUGUUUGCCGUAUGUGUUUGACAGCGUAGAAUACAAGGAUGACUAUGCUCGAGAAGUCAACUUUGCAAACAAGAAACCACCACUUCCAGAGAGACCUGGGGAAGGAAGCUACAGUAGAUAUGAAUAUAGUCAUGCUCAUGUUGGCUAUAGAGAUUACGGAGAGGGCCGCGGUUUUGUCCACGAAAGAAGAAGUGGACCACCACACAGAAUGGAUGAUCCUGGAUAUACCGGUAGAUGGCAAAGGGACGACCAUCCUGCUAGUCGUCAGCCUGAUUAUAGGGACCUGAGAGACGGCAUGCGCCGGAAACCCGUCUACCCUCACUAUGCGAGAGAUCGAUCCCCGCAUAAGAGAGAUUCUCCUUACUUCAGGGAAUCGCCGGUCAGCCGAAGGGAUUCCCCCCACAGCAGAUCUGGGUCCAGCGUCAGCAGCAGAAGUUACUCUCCCGACAGAAGCAAAGCCUAUGCCUACCACCAGUCCCAGCAUAGCAGAAGUAUGUCAUCUUUACCUAAAAGAAAUAUUUCUCAACCAGGUAAAGAGAAAAGCUCCUCUCAGUCCUUGAAAACGUCAAGAGAUGUCUCUCCCACAGGAACAGCAGCAGGGCCACCUUCAAAGGCCUUGGACAAAAGUAGCCGCUUGUCAGAAAAGGAGCUUGCGGAGGCUGCAAGUAGGUGGGCGGCUGAAAAAGCAGAGAAGACAGACACAAGCAGCGUACCUGAAAUUUCAGAUUAUGAAGCUGCGUCCACAGAACCGUUAUAUGCAGAACACCACGAAGAAACUGGCGCCAGCAUACCAGACAAUAAUGAAUUAUUUGAAGACAGCUCGCAUGUUAGUCGUUCCAAGGCAAUUGCAGCAAAGACAAAGGAGAUUGAACAGGUGUACAGACAGGAUUGCGAAACCUUUGGUGCUGUAGUGAAAAUGCUGAUUGAAAAAGACCCUGCGUUAGAAAAACCCAUCCAGUUUUCCUUAAGACAGAAUUUGCACGAGAUUGGUGAGAGAUGUAUUGAAGAACUUAAGCACUUCAUUGCAGAAUACGACACCGUCAGGCACGAAUUUGAAGAGCCGUAAGAUCAACUUGGGAUUGUCCAUAUGUAAAUUGGAAACUAUUUAAAAAAGAUUUCCCAUCAGCAUCUGCACACUUGACAGCAGAAUUCUUCCUUCGUAGUAGUCUAUUUUAUUAUUGUUAACCUUUAAGUAAAUUCCUGAAGGCAGCGAAAACAUAUUUGAGGUAUUGUUAUGGUCAUUUAUGAAUUUCAGUGCGGAUGUACAUUCCAUGUAUGCAGUAUAUACAUUAGAACAGGCACCCCCAAACUGCGGCCCUCCAGAUGUUUUGGACUACAAUUCCCAUCUUCCCCGACCACUGGUCUGUUAGCUAGGGAUUAUGGGAGUUGUAGGCCAAAACAUCUGGAGGGCCGCAGUUUGGGGGUGCCUGCAUUAGAAUAUGCUUAACGAAGUAACAUGCCCCAUUACCCAAGCUGGCUACAUACAGCAGUAAUGGUGGAGUAAAUUUACAUAUGUGUUUAGGGUAGUUUUUUGUUAUGUUGUAAAACUAAACUAAGCCUUUUGUAAACUGAAAUUAAAUGAAAUACUUCUGAAUAAGUUUUGACAAUUUGCAUUUUUUUAAAAAAAUUAUUUAAUCCUAAAAGGAAUGGAAGAAAAGGUAUGCUGUUCCCCUUCCAGUGUUUUCAUUUGUGUACAUAAAAGCAUAGUGUGUGUGUGUGUGUGUGUGUGUAUACACACACACACACACACUAAAAUGAGGUAAUUGGAGGUAGCAUAAUCACUCUAGAAGUGGUAUUGUACUGACAAAAGUCUUAACUAUUUCCAAAAGUAUCAAUGAUGCUUAAUAUGUGUAUUUCUCCCCUCCACCGAUAAGGGAGAGUGUGAACAUGUGUUACCUUGCUCAUAGCUUUCACCUGCAAUAUGGGAUUAAGUAAACUACCUCAAAGGAUUCACCAGUGUGACACUUAAGUGUGGAUGGCAUCGCAUUAGGAUCAAUUAAGUCAUAAUCUGCCUGAGUAUCUCCAAAGUGGACAACAUAAUAGUUGUCCACAUAAUCAGUAUAGGCAGGUUGAGCAUAUGCUUAUGAAUUAUGACAUGGUUGUGGUGGAUCAACAGCAAAUAACACAUUGCAAAUGCUGCUAAGACACAGACUCUCCUUGGGUAUUGGACAAUGAGCUGAUGGAUGUC